GUACCUUUCAGAACAAGCCGUUAGCGAGCGAUAUUAAGCAAAUUCUAAACAAGGAAGAAUCACAAGAAAUUUUACGAUGAGAAAAGCUCCUCCACCUCCCACAUCGAAACCUGCUAUGAUCAAUGUUGUCAGGGCACUAUUUAACUUUGAGGCCCGAAACGGAGAUGAGCUGUCAUUUAAAGAGGGAGACACAGUGUAUUUAUUAGAUAGAACUGAUCCUAAUUGGUGGACAGGUAGAUGUGGUAAUCGAACAGGGCUGGUACCAAGUAACUACUUUCAGGAUGGUAAUCAUCUGGAAACUAUUGAUAAUCCCAUGCAUGAGGCUUCAAAAAGUGGUCAAAUUGAUUUCCUAAGAGAAUGUAUUGCAAAUCAAAUAUCAAUAAAUGGAAAAGACCAUGCCGAUAAUACUCCAUUGCAUUGGGCGGCGAGAGGAGGACACAUUGAUUGUGUUGAAGUUUUAUUGGCUAAUAAUUUAUGCCGAACUGACCUACAAAAUAAAUUGGGCGACACGCCUUUGCACUUGGCAGCAUUUAAAGGAAAUCUAAAGGUGGUGGAAUUGCUACUCAACCGUGGUGCAGAUAUAAACGUUCGAAAUAGAGAUAAGAAAUUACCUUACGAUUUAGCAAAAACACCAGAAGUAGCUGCUAUGUUAAAAACUACCGUUUCAAUGGAUGCAGGAGAUUAUUUGGGUGAUGAAGGAGAUUCUGACUAA
Molecule: messenger RNA, 712 nt
Organism: Dimorphilus gyrociliatus
Lineage: Eukaryota; Metazoa; Annelida; Polychaeta; Dinophilidae
Source: the annotation of a GenBank genome assembly